UCCGCCACAGAGUCUCCUAUCCAGAACCUCUACCCAGCAUAAGAAGCAGCCCUGUAGCUUGUUCGAUGAUGCUUAUGUCAUAAGCAUUUUUUGAGCAUUCGGUGAGACUGAAUACCCAGGUUUUGUGGGGGAUGAAGUGCACGACAGGCAAUUGGUAGUCCUAAGAAAUGCUUCCCGGUCAUUCUGCCACUACGUCCAGACACCGAGGAGGCUCACGUCGGUCUCAGGUGACCCUAGUUAGGGACCGUCAGACAUGCAUCCCCCUGACCAGGAUACUCGGCGAUGGCGAUAUUGUUGUCCUACUCACGCCGGUUGUUCCGCCUGUUAACCCGGAUGAUGACAGCAGUAGCAAGGACCCGUUCGAGCCCUUCGGCCGGGCCUUGGCCGCGAUACACCCCUGGAUUCGGCACGUCCCGUACACCUCUCGAAACGGGAUGACGAGUACGCACGUCGGUUUUAUCAAGAGAGCCAAGGUCGUCAUCUUCGUCAUCUCCGGGUCACCGAGCCUGGGUCAGUCCUCGCAAGUCGAGACCGCUCAGAUAGCGCAAAUGGUGGGGGAGAAACGACCGCAGAUAAUCGUAGCGUGCCAGGAUGUGGACGACCUCGGCCUCGUGCAGGAAAAUUUCCCCACGGUGGUUCAGCUACCCGGGUAUCAGCCCUCUCAUUUGCGGGUCGCGGCUGCGAUGCUAUUUAGUGAGACUCCGGCUAUCGGUACUAUGGGCCUAGAUGUGCAAUCGUUGAUCACGCAGCCAAAGUCCUGGCCCCCGGAAAACUGGGAUGGUCUAAAUGUGGCCCCGGUCCACGAGCUUUGGAACCAAUGCCUACCCGAUAAGUUUCAUCUGGAGAGAUACCCCCUCCAGUGUCUGCUCCAGCGAGACGGUUACGCGAUGCACUUUGUCGUGAGGCUCCCCGAGAACCGCGAAAUCGUAGGAUUCUGCGCGACUUAUACUACGUUUGUCGAUAAAGAGGGCGAAAGACUAAUCGGGUCUCUGGCUAUGAUCAUCGUCAAACCGGCCUAUCGGCUCCGCGGUAUCGGACUGAGUCUAUACAACCAUGCUCUCAGCCAGCUCAAGAGGAUACGCGGCGUCGACCGUAUCCAGCUAGGCUCUACAUUCCCCCGCCUCCUCAGCGGCAUACCAGCUAAUUCUGGGUCCGAAGGCUGGUUUCGGAGGCGAGGCUGGCAAAUGGACGGCCAGGCUCCAGGCCAAGGGCAGGACAUCUGCGACUGGAUCUUGGAGAUUAAUGAUUGGCCCAACGGCGGGCUACUAACGGCUUCCUCCGGGCUUACUUUUCGACAGGGCACCUUCAACGACUUCGACCUCAUCUCGAGCUUUGUAGAAAAGGAGUCUUCCUGCAAGGAUCAUACCGGCUGGUAUGAUCAGUACAUGAAUCUGGCCAAUGAUGGUCGUAUCAGUGACGUCGUUAUGGGACUGGAGCACUCGGAAAUUGUCGCAACCGCCCUGAUAUACACGCCCUGCGAAGCCAGCUCCUUGGCCCGGGACCUCCCUUGGGCGCGGACAAUCGGGUCCGAGGUGGGGGGCGUAACGUGCAUUUGCAUUGCCGACGGCAAUCCGGCAAUGACGAUCAGCAAGGAUACGGUCAUGAUAAGAUUGUUAGAUACUUGUUUCUCCAUACUCAGAGGGCAAGGAAUGAAACAUGUAUUUCUCGACGCCGUGCGAGGCGGCUACAAGGGGUUUCAGUCGAUGGGUUUUCAAAAGUGGGCGAUAUACAGAGACUUGUGGCAACCGGUGCAAUCGCAGCUCAGAAAAUAGCCUCGAAGGCUGGUGAGAGACGCCGCGGUCAGCUUCCCUUACUCCUCCUCCCGAGCCGCUCCCGUUGCAUCGCAACUCAGUCGACCCGCGAAGGCUCCUCUAGGAAAUUUUUGAUCGGAGUGCCUUUCGUGUAUUAUACGAGCAUGGUUACGAAGCUAGGGAAACCUAUAUGUCAUGGGGCCCUAAACCGAAGGUCAUUGCCGACUGAAAGCCAGAAUCACAGUCAUGCAACGCUCUAAUUCAGAGGCGCGGAGACCGCGAUGGCGCAGCCAUAGCUGUUCGAAUGGAACUUAAUGUUGAGACAGG
Molecule: messenger RNA, 2078 nt
Organism: Durotheca rogersii
Lineage: Eukaryota; Fungi; Ascomycota; Sordariomycetes; Xylariales; Xylariaceae
Exons: 5
Coding region: 168-1772 (534 amino acids)
Molecular function (GO): acyltransferase activity, transferring groups other than amino-acyl groups
Source: RefSeq, a predicted model, not a curated record